Gastrolobium bilobum is the source of this 1642-nucleotide messenger RNA. Its product is annotated as isoflavone 3'-hydroxylase-like. The transcript is spliced from 2 exons. Gene Ontology annotation, molecular function: iron ion binding; oxidoreductase activity, acting on paired donors, with incorporation or reduction of molecular oxygen; monooxygenase activity. Lineage: Eukaryota; Viridiplantae; Streptophyta; Magnoliopsida; Fabales; Fabaceae. The coding region runs from base 1 to 1521 and encodes 506 amino acids. The record is from RefSeq and is a predicted model, not a curated record.
AUGGAACCCUUACUGUAUUACUCUCUCCUCACCGUUGCUUUCAUCCUCACCGUUAAAAUUCUUCUCCAAAUCCAAUCAAGAAGGCUGAAAAACCUCCCACCCGGUCCACCAACUCUUCCCAUCAUCGGAAACCUCCACCACCUCAAGCAACCAAUCCACCGCACCUUCUCAACCCUCUCCCACAAAUACGGCGACAUCAUUUCCCUCUGGUUCGGUUCACGUCUCGUCGUGGUGGUUUCCUCACCAUCUUUAGUCCAAGAAUGCUUCACCAAAAACGACGUCGUACUCGCCAACCGUCCACGCUUCCUCACGGGGAAGUACAUCUUCUACAACUACACAACCUUGGGGUCCUCCUCCUACGGCGACCACUGGCGCAACCUCCGCCGCAUCACAACCAUCGACGUACUCUCAAACCACCGCCUCAACUCGUUCUUGGAAAUCCGAAGGGACGAGGCCAAGAGGCUGAUACAGAAGCUUGGACAAACCACGAAACUCGAUGGUUUUACCAAGGUGGAGCUUCGGCACAGGCUGACGGAGAUGACGUUCAACUCGAUGAUGAGAAUGAUAUCGGGGAAAAGGUAUUACGGCGAAGACAUUGACGUGACGGAUAUGGAGGAAGCGAAGCAGUUCAGAGAGAUCAUAACGGAGAUGCUUUCUUUGUUGGGUGCGAAUAACAAGGGUGAUUUCUUGCCUCUGCUGUGGUUGUUUGAUUUUGAGGAUUUGGAGAAGAGAUGCAAGAGAAUUGGGAAAAGAGCUGAUGCGUUUUUGCAAGGACUCAUUGACGAGCAUCGGAAUAAGAAGAAGCAGCAUGAUGCUGAUGCUGACAGUGACACCAUGAUUUAUCAUCUAUUGAAACUGCACGAGUCACAGCCUGAGUACUAUUCCGAUCUCAUGAUUAAAGGCCUUAUUCAGGCUAUGCUUCUUGCUGGAACAGACACAUCAGCUGUAACUAUAGAGUGGGUAAUGUCUGAAUUAUUGAACCACCCCGAAGUAUUGAAGAAGGCAAAAGAUGAAAUCAACACUCAAAUUGGAAGAGAGCGAUUGGUAGAUGAACAUGAUUUGCCAAAUCUCCCAUACCUUCAAAACGUAAUCUCUGAGACACUUCGAUUGCAUCCUCCAGCUCCAUUACUACUACCCCAUUAUUCUUCAGAGAAUUGUACCAUUGGAGGAUUCAAUAUUCCACGUGACACUAUAAUUUUGACUAAUGCAUGGCUCAUUCAUAGAGACCCUAAACUUUGGAGUGAUGCCGAUAGUUUUAAGCCCGAGAGAUUUGAAAAAGAAGGUGAAGUAAACAAGUUAAUUGCAUUCGGGCUAGGAAGAAGGGCUUGCCCUGGGCUAGGUUUGGCUCAACGUACGGUGGGCUUAACCUUGGGCUUGUUAAUUCAAUGCUUUGACUGGGAACGAGAAAGUGAGGAAAAACUUGAUAUGAGGGAGGACAAAGGGAUCACCAUGCCACUGCUAAUUCCAUUUAAGGCCUUGUGUAAAGCCCGACCCAUUGUCAAUGAUGUUAUGAAUAAUUAAUUGUCUUGUAGAGUUAGUAGAGUUGUGUGAUGGUAAAAUAAUCGUGUGGGUUUUCACUAUGAAGUAGUAGGACAUGCACAAAUACAUCAUAUUUGUGCUAUAAUAAGCAUACUAAAAUUGU